Messenger RNA from Phycomyces blakesleeanus NRRL 1555(-), 1455 nucleotides. RefSeq lists its product as hypothetical. Gene Ontology annotation, molecular function: protein kinase activator activity; molecular adaptor activity. The transcript is spliced from 11 exons. Lineage: Eukaryota; Fungi; Mucoromycota; Mucoromycetes; Mucorales; Phycomycetaceae. The coding region runs from base 1 to 1356 and encodes 451 amino acids. The record is from RefSeq and is a predicted model, not a curated record. Gene Ontology annotation, biological process: piecemeal microautophagy of the nucleus; autophagy of mitochondrion; autophagosome assembly. Gene Ontology annotation, cellular component: phagophore assembly site; Atg1/ULK1 kinase complex.
AUGGAACAAGAGCUUAUCGAGUUAUUACUAGCAGCUAAAAAGGCACUCUCUACUGGCCAGAAUGUGUGCGCACAAGCUAAUACCCGCUCCCAAGAGUCUGGAAAACAUGUAGAAGUGAUUGAGAAGACAUGGCCAAAGAUUUUAUUUCUCCACAAUCACAUUGUCAGUCAAUUCAGUACACUUGAACGCAUUCGAGAUUUCAUUUUAAUCAAGACAGAUGAAGCACGAAACUGCAUAAAGGAUCAUGAGACUACUCUGGCCAAUGUCUCGAUGGAGUUGACUACAAUCUUUGAGAUGCUCAAGGAUUAUUCUGUGGAUGAGGCAAUACUUAAAGAGAAUCAUAAAAGAGCUAAUCAAUUCCAAAGUGGAAUGGAAGCAAGUGGAGUGUCACCUAUAUCUCAGAAUACUACGCUUUUCAAUUAUAUCGACGACCAAGCUGUAUUGGAAUUACAGCGACAAACAGACGAUGAAAUUGGUGAAAUUGAAAAUGUGUGUUCUUCAUUGAUUGCCAUGACAAAUACACUUUCUGCUGCCAUGGGCGAGUUAGAGAUUUUGCAGGAAUCUGCGCUGUCCAUAUCGCUGGACGAGGGAGCGUCUAAUUUUGCCAAUGAGAAGACUCAAAUUCAAGAAGACGAAAUCUCAAAGAUGGCAGACAUUUUGACAAGUCUUACAAACCAUUAUGACCAGCUUGGAGAAGCUACAAGGUUGUGCCAGUCGGAGCCAGAAGCAUGCAAGCAACUGGAUAUUUCAGUGCUGCAGGAUGACCACGAUCAUGUACCAGAUAUCCUUGAAGACUUACGAGAAUCUCUAGAGAUCGUAGAGUCUGUGAGUGAAGAGACCAGAGUACGAAUGAAAGUGUACCUGUCAGUCCAAAAAGAACUCAUAAGGGUUCUUACAGAACUUGAAUUAUUUGGAUCCCCAAGAGGAGUAGUGGACACAGUUUAUGAAAAGAUGCUGAGUGCAGAGACUGAGAUGAAUGAGAGCAAACAUAAUCUGGAUGCUCUGUUAAAACAGUUAAUGGAUCUUGCUGAGCGGUAUCGAUUAUAUCUCGAGUCAUACAACCACCUGGUAUUGGAAGUUGAGCGUCGCAGAAGGGUUGUGGAACAACAGGAAAGACAACAAAAAGAACUUAUUCGUGCCGCUGAAGAGAGUUACAACAACGAGCUAGAAGAACGCCGGGCAUGGUUUAACCAACAUGGACAGUAUUUACCAGACGCACUUUGUCCUUUUAUAUUCGAUAUGCCUACGAUAUUAACGGUCAACUUGGAACCAAACACAAUGAGGCUCCCUGAAGUAUCCAAAUCGAGCAUUCAAAAGGCCAUCUCCGAUAUCCACCGUAACAAGCCAUCCUCAUGAGAGGUUGUAGGUUGUGAAUGUUUUUUUUCUUUGGUUUUUUUAAUAAUAUACACAAUAACUGAAACUGUACAAUAAAGACACUUGAAACCAUCUUUCUUU